This is a messenger RNA of Aegilops tauschii subsp. strangulata, 633 nucleotides long. RefSeq names its product RING-H2 finger protein ATL39-like. The record is from RefSeq and is a predicted model, not a curated record. NCBI's taxonomy places the organism in Eukaryota, Viridiplantae, Streptophyta, Magnoliopsida, Poales, Poaceae.
AUGGGCGACCACCUCAUCGCCGUCGGCAGAGACGUGGUUAUUAGCGAGCCGCCGAUGCCGACGGCGACAUCGGAGGAUAACAGCACGGCCAAAUCGACCAUUAUCUCGGUGGUGGUAUGCGUCAUGUUCCUGCUGCUCUUCUUCGGCGGGUACAUGAACAGGCACUGCCGCCACGACCACGGCGGCACCGCGACCGGCCGACCAGCCCCGGAGGGAGGCGGGGCGUCCUCAGGGAGGGGCAAGAGCGGGUUGGACCAGUCGGUGGUGGCGACGUUCCCUAUCAUGCCGUGGAGGGACCUCCACAAGAAGAAGAGGGCGAUGGUGGAGGCGGAAGACGAGCGCUGCCCGGUGUGCCUGACGGCGUUCGACGAAGGGGACAGUCUCCGGCUGCUGCCGCACUGCUCGCACGUGUUCCACCCGGAGUGUAUCGAACCCUGGCUCCAACGGCGGGCAACCUGCCCCCUGUGCCGGGCCAACCUCAAGAGGCCGCUGCCGGCCGACGCCGUGGCGAUCGCGAUAUCAGCAGAGGGAAGCGAUGACGACAUGCACGAUGGGAAGGAGGAGUUGGCCAUGGAGCUCGAGAUGCUGCGCGCUGAGCGACGGGCGGCGAGGCUGCUACCGGCGGGAAUCUGA